AAAAAGAAAUUAAAAUUCAUUAUCUUAAUUCUUCUUCUUCUUCUUCACCUCUUCACUCUCAGUCCCUAUGAACAAACUUGCCAUUUCUGCAAAACCUCAAAGCUUUGUUCUUUGUUUGAUUUCCUAAAAACCCAAAACCCCAUUUUUGAUCUGUGAAAUUCUUGUUGUUUUCAGUUAUAGAGAAAAAAAAAAUGGGUUCUCUAGUCCCAUUUCAAGACCUUAAUCUUCAACCUGAAUCGACUAAUUUUACAUCUUCUACAACCCCAAAUCCAAGAAUUAUCCCAAAGAUUGAACCAAAGCUUGAACCCCUUGAUGAGUAUACACAAGCUGAUCUUCAAACCCCAGCUUUUUUUUCCAACCCUAGUCCCAAUUUCAACACAAGUUCUGGUUCAGCUUUUAGCAGGAACCCACAAUUAGCUACUCAUGAGGCUGAUUCACAAUCACCAAGCUCGAUUAUACCGGAGGUUCCACCUGGGUGCGAUAGAAACAAUGUUUAUGUUUAUUCGGAGUAUAAUCGAAUUUCUGAGAUGUUUAAAGAAGCUUUUACUGAGAAAAUGCAGCGGUAUGGAGAUGUUGAGGUGGUUGGAAACCAGAAUCAGGAUUCUGUUGAUGUGGUUAUGGAAGACGCUGAUGCUCGAGCUAUAGUUCCGGUGAGUAAUAAUGAUACACAGGUUGCAGAAGUGGUGGUUGCUAGAAGGAAAUAUCAACAGAGAUCAUCGGAAUUGGUUAGAGUGACAGAUCUUAAGGUUGAAGAUCAGCUUUAUUUUCGAGAGGCUGUUAGGAAAACCCGAAUGCUGUAUGAUUCCUUGCGAAUUCUUGCUAUGGUGGAAGAUGACGGAAGUCAGCAUUUGGGUCCGUAUAGAAAGCCAAGAGGUGAUUUGAAGGCUUGUCAAAUAUUGAGAGAACAUGGGUUGUGGAUGAAUCGUGAUAAACGGAUUGUCGGGCCGAUUCCUGGAGUGCUUAUCGGGGAUGUGUUCUUCUUUAGGAUGGAGCUUUUGGUUGUUGGAUUGCAUGGGCAGGCUCAAGCUGGAAUUGAUUAUGUACCUGCAAGUCAGAGUUCGAACCGGGAGCCAAUUGCUACAAGUGUGAUUGUUUCAGGUGGCUAUGAGGAUGAUCAAGAUGGAGGAGAUGUGAUUAUAUAUACAGGUCAUGGUGGACAGGACAAGCAUUCGCGGCAAUGCGUGCAUCAGAAGCUUGAAUGUGGGAAUUUGGCAUUGGAGAGAAGUAUGCACUACGGAAUUGAGGUAAGGGUAAUUCGUGGCUUUAAAUAUGAAGGAAGUGGAAGUGCAAGUGGUAAGGUCUAUGUGUAUGAUGGAUUAUAUAGAAUUGUCGAAUGCUGGUUUGAUGUUGGAAAGUCUGGAUUUGGAGUGUAUAAAUACAAGCUUGUUAGGAUAGAGAAUCAGGAAGAGAUGGGAAGUGCUAUUCUUCGUUUUGCACAGAAUCUUAGGAUCAGACCUUUGGAGGCAAGGCCUACUGGUUAUGUUACUCUCGACAUAUCAAGGAAAAAAGAAAAUGUGCCAGUGUUUCUUUUCAACGAUAUUGAUGAUAAUCAUGAUCCGGCUUAUUUUGAAUAUCUAGUAAAACCUAUUUAUCCUCCACAUGUUUCUCUGAAUGUGCACAGUGGUAAUGGCUGCCAGUGCAUUGAUGGGUGUGCUGAUAAUUGUUUUUGUGCUAUGAGAAAUGGUGGCCAAUUUGCCUAUGAUUAUAAUGGGAUAUUGUUGAGAGGCAAACCGUUAGUAUUCGAAUGUGGACCACAUUGUCGAUGUCCUCCAACUUGUCGGAAUAGAGUGACUCAGAAAGGUUUGAGGAACAGAUUUGAGGUGUUUCGGUCUAGAGAGACUGGUUGGGGAGUUAGGUCACUGGACUUGAUCCAAGCUGGGUCCUUUAUCUGUGAAUAUACUGGGGUUGUACUCACACGAGAGCAAGCCCAAAUUUUUACAAUGAAUGGUGACAGUUUAGUCUAUCCAAGUCGCUUUCCUGAUCGAUGGGCAGAAUGGGGAGAUUUGUCUCAAAUAUAUCCUAACUAUGAGCGCCCAGCAUACCCCUCCAUUCCUCCUCUGGAUUUUGCUAUGGAUGUGUCUCGAAUGAGGAAUGUAGCAUGUUAUAUUAGUCAUAGUUCAAGUCCCAAUGCUUUGGUGCAGCCUGUGCUUUAUGAUCACAACCAUGUAGCGUUCCCCCACAUGAUGCUCUUUGCAAUGGAGAAUAUUCCCCCUCUAAAGGAGAUCAGUAUUGAUUAUGGGGUAGCAGAUGAAUGGACAGGAAAGCUUGCCAUCUGUGAUUGACUAGCUUAUAGUGGUUGAUUCAAUUUUGAAAAUGAUGCGGCACAGCUGUUUCUCGUACAUUAUUUGCUGAGAUGAAGGGCACUGUUACCCUCUUGACAUUCCCGUUAUCUUGGUGACAGUCCAGACCGCAUCACUAGAUUCCUAAAACAAGUUGCUCUGAUAGCUGUUUUCUGCACCAGCUUGUAGAUCCUAUGUUGUAGAUAGCAUGGUGUUCAAGACUAGCUACAAGAGUGAAGAAAGUGAUAUUGCUGCUUCUCACUAUAUAUCCGCGCUUUGGUAGGAACCUUUUUAACCUAUGUGUGCUAACCUGCCAUGAUGUUCUUGAUUGUAAGAACUUUCCUAGGUUGUAGUAAUAGCUUGUAUAUAUGAAGAUCAAACUUGCUUAUUCUGUACAGAAGAUUGUAUUGAUAUCGUGUUACCGGAUAGCUGUAGUUAAGUUAAAAUGCUUUUGCUAGAUAAAGAGGGAAGCACCUAGUAUGUGGUCCAAGUUAGGUAUGCUGGGAAUUUUGGAAGGAUCAAAGAGGCACAGCAAAUAUGUUACUACCAGAUUUUCCCUCUGGAUAUGGCAAUGCAAAUUUUAUUCAAAUUAUUGAAUUCUUUCUUAUGCUUAAACCUAUUUUUUUUCUUCUCAUUGUGCUGUUUACCCUAUUGAAAUACAGAAAAUAAACUCAUUUUGCUUGA
Molecule: messenger RNA, 2963 nt
Organism: Solanum pennellii
Lineage: Eukaryota; Viridiplantae; Streptophyta; Magnoliopsida; Solanales; Solanaceae
Product: histone-lysine N-methyltransferase family member SUVH9-like
Exons: 2
Coding region: 192-2282 (696 amino acids)
Cellular component (GO): nucleus
Molecular function (GO): protein binding; zinc ion binding; histone methyltransferase activity
Source: RefSeq, a predicted model, not a curated record